Messenger RNA from Piliocolobus tephrosceles (Ugandan red Colobus), 1487 nucleotides. It is a transcript of the gene CAV2, whose product is annotated as caveolin 2. Gene Ontology annotation, molecular function: molecular adaptor activity; protein kinase binding. The record is from RefSeq and is a predicted model, not a curated record. Gene Ontology annotation, biological process: insulin receptor signaling pathway; negative regulation of endothelial cell proliferation; cell differentiation. Lineage: Eukaryota; Metazoa; Chordata; Mammalia; Primates; Cercopithecidae. The transcript is spliced from 3 exons. The coding region runs from base 181 to 669 and encodes 162 amino acids. Gene Ontology annotation, cellular component: caveola; focal adhesion; Golgi apparatus.
CGGGACGGCAGGGCUGGGGGCUGGAGCCCGCAGCGGGAAGCGGCCGCUGCCCGGGCCGCGCUGGGCGAGGCGAGGCGAGGCGAGGCGGGGCGGGGCCGGGCGCUACGGGAAGGGGAGGCCGCGCGGACCCGGAGCCUCACCGCGCCAGCCGGGCUGCAGCGGCUGCGCAACAAGGCUGCGAUGGGACUGGAGACGGAGAAGGCGGACGUGCAGCUCUUCAUGGACGACGACUCUUACAGCCACCACAGCGGCCUCGAGUACGCCGACCCCGAGAAGUUCGCGGACUCGGGCCAGGACCGGGAUCCCCACCGGCUCAACUCGCAUCUCAAGCUGGGCUUCGAGGAUGUGAUCGCAGAGCCGGUGACUACGCACUCCUUUGACAAAGUGUGGAUCUGCAGCCAUGCCCUCUUUGAAAUCAGCAAAUACGUAAUGUACAAGUUCCUGACGGUGUUCCUGGCCAUUCCCCUGGCCUUCAUUGCGGGAAUUCUCUUUGCCGCCCUCAGCUGUCUGCACAUCUGGAUUUUAAUGCCUUUUGUAAAGACCUGCCUAAUGGUUCUGCCUUCAGUGCAGACAAUAUGGAAGAGUGUGACAAAUGUUUUCAUUGCUCCAUUGUGUACAAGCGUAGGACAAAGCUUCUCUUCUGUCAGCCUGCAACUGAGCCAGGACUGAAUACUUGGACCCCAGGUCCGGAGAUUCGGAUACUGUAAUACUUCUUUGUUGUUACAACAUAAAAGCACCACUGUUCUGUUCAUUUCCUAGCUGUUCUCAUUAAGAAAACUAUUAAGAUGAGCAACCACAUUUAGAAAUGUGUAUUGACAGAUCUUUUCAAAUAAUGCUUUUCUGAUUAAUAGCCAAAGAUGUUGUAUCUAACUUUGUAACCAGAAUUAUACAAUAAGUUGACACCACUUAGAUUUAAAGGCAGGCAGUUUUGCUUUAGUACAAUAGUAUAAAUUUUAUAAUGAUGAAUUUAUAAUGAUUAAGGGACAUUUCUAUCAAAAUACUACAAUAGUUUUAUGCACAACUUCCCAUUAAAAAUGAGAUUUCUUAUUUGUUUGUUUGUUUGUUUUUACUCUGGGAGUAAUACUUUUUAAAUUACCUUUACAUAUAUAGUCACUGAUAUACUUAGAAUAUACAAUGAUCCUGGAAACUGCAGUAACAAAAGCACACAGUGAUUAUAGUAACUAUCAGAUACAAUAAAACAAAUAAAUGUGAAAAUAGAUUCAUGAAAAUGUAUUCCUUUAAAGUAUUGUUUUCCUACAGGCCUAUUUAACAAGAUGUUUCAUUUUACUGUAUAUUUUGCACUUAAUAUAAAUGUUGCUCUAAUCGGAUUGCUUAAAAGCAUUUAUAUUAUAUUUAUGUUGUUGAACUAAUAUAUGAAAUAAGUAAAUGUAGCUCCCACAAGGUAAACUUCAUUGGUAAGAUUGCACUGUUUUGAUUAUGUAAACAUUUAUACAUCUUCUUUGGAAAUAAAAUAUAAAAGAGCUAUA